Molecule: messenger RNA, 1527 nt
Organism: Nematolebias whitei (Rio pearlfish)
Lineage: Eukaryota; Metazoa; Chordata; Actinopteri; Cyprinodontiformes; Rivulidae
Gene: ednrba
Product: endothelin receptor Ba
Exons: 7
Coding region: 13-1272 (419 amino acids)
Biological process (GO): G protein-coupled receptor signaling pathway; regulation of blood pressure; vasoconstriction
Cellular component (GO): membrane
Molecular function (GO): endothelin receptor activity
Source: RefSeq, a predicted model, not a curated record
CCAAAGCCCAGGAUGAAGACUUGUCUACUCAGCGUGGAGUUUCUCCUUCUAGUGGCUCACUUGCUUGUGGUCAACGGACAGCUGGAACCACAAAGGCAAGCCCCCCAGGCUCCUCUCACUGCCACCCAGAAAUCUGGACUUGUGGAGAGAGACGUGCAAGGUUCUGCAAGGCCCAACUUCACUGUGCCUCGCCGUCGCUUUCCCCCCAUGUGCAUCGGGCCCACAGAGAUUCGAGACACGUUUAAGUACAUCAACACUGUGGUGUCCUGCCUGGUGUUCAUCAUUGGCAUCAUCGGCAACUCUGCUCUCCUGAGGAUCAUCUAUAAGAAUAAGUGCAUGAGGAACGGGCCUAACAUACUCAUCGGCAGUCUGGCCCUAGGUGACCUGCUGCACAUCAUCAUCGGCAUCCCCAUUAAUGUUUACAAGCUCCUGGCGGAGGACUGGCCGUUUGGGGUAGUUCUGUGCAAGCUGGUGCCCUUUGUCCAGAAAGCUUCAGUGGGGAUUACUGUGUUGAGUCUGUGUGCUUUGAGUAUUGACAGGUAUCGGGCGGUGGCCUCAUGGAGUCGGAUCAAAGGAAUAGGCCUUCCAAAAUGGAUGGCUAUUGAGAUAGUGCUUAUCUGGAUCUUAUCCAUCGUCCUUGCUGUGCCAGAAGCAAUAGCCUUCGACAUGAUCUCCAUGGACUACAAAGGAGAACACUUGAGGAUCUGCCUGCUGCAUCCCAAGCAGACGACACACUUCAUGAGGUUUUAUAAAUCAGCGAAGGACUGGUGGCUGUUCGGUGCUUAUUUUUGCCUGCCACUGGCCUGCACGGCUGUUUUCUACACCCUGAUGACCUGUGAGAUGCUGAGGAAGAAGAACGGUGUGCAGAUUGCCCUCAGUGACCACCUCAAACAGCGCAGGGAGGUGGCGAAGACGGUGUUUUGUCUGGUUCUGGUCUUUGCUCUGUGCUGGCUGCCUCUCCACCUCAGCCGAAUUCUGAAACUCACCAUCUACGAUGAAAAAGAUCCGAACCGCUGCGAGCUGCUCAGCUUUUUCUUGGUGCUGGACUACAUCGGCAUCAACAUGGCCUCCAUCAACUCCUGCAUCAACCCCAUCGCACUCUAUAUGGUCAGCAAGCGCUUCAAGAGCUGCUUCAGGUCCUGCCUGUGCUGCUGGUGUCUUCCUGCAGAGAUGCUACUGGACGAAAAGCAGUCGUGUCUGAAACUUAAAGUCACGGAUCAAGCCUCUGAGCAGAGUAACUCCCGGUCCACCAACAAGUCUGUCACAGCCUGAUGAGGCAGCUGGAGGUGAGACAGAAGGAGCUCCAAGAACCACACAAAAUUAAAAAAGAGAAGACGCUGACAAUAACUAAAAUGUAUAUAAAGUGAUGUAUGAAUGAGUGAACAUGAUGCCAUUCGCUUCUUAUCUAUGGUGUCAGAUAAGCUUCAGAGGCCCUCAAGAGCUGCAACUGUGGCUGAGUAGAGUGAAGUUAAUCAGUAAACUGGUCUAAAUAACAAGGAAUGUGAAAGAUGUUGAGAGUGGAUGUAA